Acromyrmex echinatior (Panamanian leafcutter ant) is the source of this 3394-nucleotide messenger RNA. It is a transcript of the gene Hsc70Cb, whose product is annotated as heat shock protein 70Cb. Gene Ontology annotation, biological process: protein folding. Lineage: Eukaryota; Metazoa; Arthropoda; Insecta; Hymenoptera; Formicidae. The record is from RefSeq and is a predicted model, not a curated record. Gene Ontology annotation, cellular component: cytosol; nucleus. Gene Ontology annotation, molecular function: ATP-dependent protein folding chaperone; ATP binding.
GUGUCGUGCGUUGGAAAGCGUUUCCUACGGAACAUCGUGCGUGUCUGGUAGUGAACGGUGAAUCACCGUGAAUCUCGUCGAGUCUCGAUUCUCACAGAGGUGAGGACACACGAGUACCAACGAAGUGCUGAACGUCGAACGUUCCUCACGUAUCUCGUGUCACUGAAGAAAUUGUCGAUUCAGUCGAAUCAGCCAUGGCCGCGAUGUCCGUGAUCGGGAUCGACUUUGGUAAUGAGAGCUGUUACGUAGCUGUCGCCCGCGCCGGCGGCAUCGAAACCAUAGCGAAUGACUAUAGUCUUCGCAGUACUCCGUCAUGUGUGGCGUUUAGUGGGAAAAACCGAAUACUCGGAGUUGCAGCUAAGAACCAAAUGGUAACCAAUGUGAAGAAUACUAUUCAUGGUUUUAAAAGAUUAUUAGGUAGAAAAUAUAAUGAUCCUCAAGUUCAAUGCGAGUUGCGAUUUCUUCCAUAUAAAAUAACUCCGCAAGCUGAUGGAAGUAUCAAUAUACACGUACAAUAUCUGGGAGAAGAGCAUGUUUUUUCACCAGAGCAAAUUACUGCUAUGCUCUUCACAAAAUUAAAAGAUAUUUCUGAAACAGCACUACAAACUGCUGUUAAUGAUUGUGUCAUAUCAGUUCCUUCAUAUUUUACUCAAGCUGAACGUCAAGCUCUACUUGACGCUGCUAAGAUUGCAGGCCUUAAUGUUCUGAGGUUAUUUAAUGAGACCACUGCUACUGCUCUUUGUUAUGGUAUUUAUAAGCAAGAUUUGCCAGCGGCAGAAGCGUCUCCUAGAAACAUUGUUUUUGUGGAUUGCGGUAAUGCCAGCUUGCAAGUGAGCGUUUGUGCCUUUCAUAAAGGCAAACUUAAGAUGUUGGCAAGUACCGCCGAUAAUCAAUUGGGUGGAAGAGAUAUCGACGUUAUUUUGACGGAACAUUUCUGUAAUGAAUUCAAAACGCGAUAUAACAUUGACGCACACACCAAUCCGCGAGCGUACUUAAGAUUAUUAGCAGAAGCGGAGAAACUGAAAAAACAAAUGUCAGCUAAUUCAACUACCCUUCCCUUAAAUAUUGAAUGUUUUAUGGACGAAAAGGAUGUACACGCCGAGAUGAAACGUAACGACAUGGAAGCACUAUGUGCUCAUCUGUUUGACCGUGUUGAGAAAACUCUUAAGCAAUGUUUGUCAGAUUCGAAAUUGAAGCUAGAGGAAAUUCAUGCAAUCGAAUUGGCGGGAGGAUCGAGUCGCGUUCCUGCUAUUAAACGUUUAGUAGAGGAAAUUUUUGGUCGACCGAUAUCGACAACACUGAAUCAAGACGAAGCAGUUGCUCGUGGUUGCGCGUUACAGUGUGCUAUGCUGAGCCCUGCCGUGCGUGUCCGUGAAUUUUCUGUUACGGAUAUACAGCCAUAUCCUUUGAAAUUGAUGUGGGAUGCAAAUCAAGGUGAAGAAGGCGAAAUGGAAGUAUUCGGGCAUAAUCAUCCUGUGCCAUUUUCAAAAAUGUUGACGUUUUAUCGUUCGAAUCCAUUUACGCUAUCAGCUAGUUAUAGUGUAACACCUUCAUGUUAUCCCCAAUCAUAUAUUGGAACAUUUACAAUAAGGAACAUAAAGGCUACGCCAGAGGGUGAAUCGGCAAAGGUCAAGGUGAAGGUAAGAGUGAAUUUGAACGGUAUUUUAACCAUUGCGUCGGCUUCGCUUAUUGAAAAACGUGAGCCAACUCAACAAGAGAAGGAAGAAGAGGAAGCUCAACAGCAGCAGCAACAACGACAGAAUAACAUGGAUGUUGACUCACAAGCGACAGAUAAAAAAGAUAAAUCUGAUCAAGAUGCACAGGCUAACGAACCACCAGCUCCAGAGGUGAGCAUGGAUAAGACACGACGGAACUCAGAUGCUGAUGAUGGUGGAAAAGGUGCUGGGGGUUCUGCCCCUUCCUACUCCUCCAGGAUUCUCUCUUGGUUCGGCUCGGGAGAUGAUAAAAACGAUGAUAAAAGUAAAAAAAAGAUUCCCAUUCGUACAAUUGAUUUACCUAUUGAAGCUAAUGUUUGCGGACUAUCUCCUCGAGAUCUCGAUGCUGCAGUAGAAAAAGAAGGUAAAAUGAUUGCUGAAGAUAAACAGGAAAAAGAACGAGUUGACGCGCGUAAUGCCUUGGAAGAAUAUGUUUAUGAUCUGCGUGCUAAAUUGUCCGAAGAGGAUCAAUUAGCUACAUUCAUUACAGAAAUAGAUAAAGAAACAUUGUGUCGUACAUUAGAUGAUACUGAAAAUUGGCUUUAUGAAGAAGGAGAAGAUUGUCAACGACAAGUUUAUUCAGAGCGAUUGACGCGUUUGAAGUCUCAGGGAGAACCAAUAAAGGAAAGGAGAUUUGAAUUUGAAGGGAGAUCUUAUGCGUUAGAAGAACUUGGAGUGGCAUUACAAUUGAUUAAGAAAAGUCUUGAUCAAAUAAAAAUCUUGAAUGGAAAGGAUGACAAGUAUUCUCAUUUAACAGAGGAAGAAGUGAAAACAGUUGAGAAAACUGUGCAAGAGAAAUGGACAUGGUUAGAGGAGAAACGUAUUCUACUUGCGAGUACACUUCGCACGCAACAACCACCAGUUACUGUAGCGCAGAUUCGAGCCGAGAAACAAGCAAUGGAUAGUGUGGUACUACCUAUUCUCAAUAAGCCUAAACCUAAAGUAGAACCACCAAAAGAAGAAAAACCAAAAGAUAAACCUGCUGAUGAACAGAAAAAUAAUCAAAAUCAAAAUGCCCAAGGUAACAAUCACAGUCAAUCCAAUCAACAACAGCAGCAACAAACAGAGGAAGAAAAAAUGGAUGUUGAGUAACGGUCGUCGCAACUUAUGUGUUUUUAUUAAUGUUAUAAAUCUAUUAUAACAUUGAAAUAGGAAGUAUUUCAUUUGGAUAAAUCAUGUCUCAAAAAGCUUGACAUGUUGUAGUCUUGCACAUACGAUUUUUUUCUGUUUCGUUGUUUAUUUUUUUUCUUCGUAACAUUUAUUAAUAUCAAAUUAAGCUAUUUAAUGACAUAUAUAUACUAUCAUCAACAUAAGCGUGUUACGCAGAAACUAAAGAGAUGAUGUAAAUUUGUGAAUUCAUGUAAUAUGUGAAAAAAAUAUUCUUUUGCUUAAAAGCAGCUCGUUGGCAUUCGUAAUAUAUAUUAUUACAAAAAUAAUUAUAAUCUGAAUAAAUUUUGGAGAAAUAAUCGCGAAUUAUUGAAGCUUCUUUAUAAAGAAGAAAAUUGUUUUUCUUUUUUAAGUUUUUAAUACGCUUCUAAGUGCACAUAAUUGAACUAUACAAAAUAAAUAUUUCAAAAGGAUUUUGAAAACUAUUGCCAGUAGAAAAAAUUGUGACUUUUAAUGUAUAGAGCGAGUGCUGCAAUUUUGUACAAAUUAAUGUAAACAACAAGUAAUUUUUU